CCAAUAACAUUACAUCUUUUCGUCAAAAAUUGCAAACCCUUCUCUCAAGAAACCCUUAAACUGUGAUUUUUCUCUUCACUCAAUUGAAAACCCAACAAUGAAUAAUCUCCGUAUUACACACACCGAACAACAAGACAACCGUUACGACCUUUUCAACGUGCACUUCUACACCGACACAAUCAAGACAACCGUCACUUCAGAUCCCGACAUAAUAACUAACUGGAUCUCCGAAACCUUAACCACCAAUCGCCACGUCAUCGCUGGUCUUGAUGUUGAAUGGCGUCCUAAUUUCCGCCGUAACCAACAAAACCCAGUCUCGCUUCUCCAAAUCUGCGUUGACCGUCGUUGCUUAAUAAUUCAACUGUUAUACUGUCAAUUUAUCCCUGAAUCACUUGUUAAUUUUCUUGGGAACCGGGAAUGCGUGUUUGUUGGAGUUGGAAUUGAGAGCGAUGUGGAGAAGUUGCUUGAGGAUUACGAGAUUAGUGUGGGGAAUGUGGUGGAUUUGAGAGCAAAAGCUGCUGAUGCGUAUGAGAUGAGGAAUUUGAGGAAUGCUGGGUUGAAAGCACUGUGUAAUGUUGUGCUUGGAAAAGAGAUUGUGAAGCCUAGAAGUGUUACUAUGGGGAGGUGGGAUUGUGAGUGGUUGAGUUUGGGACAAAUUCAGUAUGCUUGUCUUGAUGCUUUUGUUUCUUUUGAGAUUGCUAGGAGCUUGAAUAAUGCUGCUGCUGCUGCUUCUGGGUAGUAAAUCUUUUUUUUUUCUUCUUUUGAUGAAGAUAUUUGGGUGGUUUUAUUAUAGUCAAACCUCGUUAUAAAAAACAUUUUACUGUGUCGGUCUGAUUUUGUUCAGAACCGACUUUCAUGUUAUGUUUUGCUUAUCAAUAGCAAUAGUAAAGUGUGUGUGUGUGUUUUUAAAAAUAUUGUUGAAGAUAUUUGGGUGGUCUUAUUACAAUCAAAA
This is a messenger RNA of Lycium ferocissimum, 952 nucleotides long. RefSeq names its product 3'-5' exonuclease-like. Gene Ontology annotation, molecular function: nucleic acid binding; 3'-5' exonuclease activity. Gene Ontology annotation, biological process: nucleobase-containing compound metabolic process. The coding region runs from base 98 to 739 and encodes 213 amino acids. Gene Ontology annotation, cellular component: nucleus; cytoplasm. The record is from RefSeq and is a predicted model, not a curated record. Lineage: Eukaryota; Viridiplantae; Streptophyta; Magnoliopsida; Solanales; Solanaceae. The transcript has a single exon.